AUGCAGUUGACCAGGUUAAUUGUAAUUGUGCUCAGCGCGGCGCUUUUGUUGCUGCUGUCGUCGCCGAUUGAUGCCUGGACGCCCACAUUGAUACCUACUUCGGGACCGGUCACCAUUUUGCCCACGCGUUGGCCGCUGUGUCGGCUGCCCGCUGUUUGUGCUGCGCGUAGUCCGCGUGUCUGCGGCCGCGCUGAGGAUGGUAUGUGCCGUCGCUUCAGGAAUAUUUGCGAGCUGUUGGAGCUGAAUCGCCCGGAUCUGAGCAGCAGCAAUCAGCUGACUUGGACGCACACCCAGGAGCGUGACUGCCGUACGGUGCGCGGCGUGGGCGCAGCAUACGCGACCUGGUGCCAUCAGGACUGUCCCAGGCGACCGGUGGCCUGUCGACGCACGCCCCGCUCCCAGGAGAUAUGCGUGCGUUCACGCAACCAUCGGCAGUGCAAGGUGGUGGCCAACCGCUGCCAGCUGCUAAACAGCAACUGCCACUCGCGUCCACGCAACAAUUGGCUGCCGGCAGACAAGCGCCUCUGUGGCCCGAUGCAGCUGGGUGAUAAGCCUCGUGCCUGCGCACCGCUGCCGCUCACUGGGAGGCCCGAUGUGACCAUUAGGCCAGUACUGCCCCCGCCGCCACCUCGGAACACGACCACCCGCAGACCAGGGCUUGUAAAUGUCACACAAACAGCUGGCUAA
Molecule: messenger RNA, 687 nt
Organism: Drosophila novamexicana
Lineage: Eukaryota; Metazoa; Arthropoda; Insecta; Diptera; Drosophilidae
Exons: 3
Coding region: 1-687 (228 amino acids)
Source: RefSeq, a predicted model, not a curated record